CCCAGAUUUCAAAAAACACAGACUGAAACCGAAGAGCCCUCUUCUCUAGUCUAGGGUUCGCGAUCUGCUUCGCUUCCCGAAGCGAAGAAGACGAUGAGCGUUCCCAUGGAGAUCUCCGUGCAAAACCUCACCGAUCUGGCCAUCUGCGAGCAGAACGGCGUCGCUCCUCCGCCGCCUCCGUCGCCUCCGCCGCCGCCGCCCGCGACCGCAGUCUCCGACGACAAGAUUCUCCUCCCCGUUGAGGUCUGCUUAAAGCCCUCGAGCACGGCUCGCGCAGACGACGUCAGAUCUGCCGUGGAGAGGAUGCUUGAAAAGCGCAGUUUGAGCUACAGCGAUGGCCCCGUUCCCGUGCCAACGGACGACGCGUUUCUUGUGGAUAAUGUUCAGAGAAUUCGUAUUUGCGAGGCAGAUGAGGGUGUCAAAGACCAUGGCGUUCUUUUGUUCUGGCAAGUCAAGCCUGUGGUGCAUGUUUUCCAGCUUAGCGAGGAAGGACCAUGUGAAGAAUCAAGUACUGAUGGCCAACUCUCUAGUUUCCACGAGUGGAUUCUCCCUGCAAAGGAAUUUGAUGGCAUGUGGGAAAGCUUAAUCUAUGAACCUGGUCUGAAGCAAAGGCUGUUGCGGUAUGCUCAAAGUGCCCUACUUUUCACUGAAAAGGGUGUCGAUCCCUUUUUAGUGUCUUGGAACCGCAUCAUUCUUUUACAUGGACCUCCAGGGACAGGGAAGACAUCGUUAUGCAAAGCUCUAGCACAGAAGUUGUCCAUACGUUUUAAUUCGAGGUAUCCACAGUGCCAACUAGUUGAAGUUAAUGCACACUCUUUGUUCAGUAAAUGGUUCUCUGAAAGUGGCAAGUUGGUUGCAAGGCUUUUUGAAAAAAUUCAAGAGAUGGUGGAGGAAGAAAACAAUCUGGUAUUUGUUUUAAUUGACGAAGUGGAAAGUCUCGCAGCGGCUAGAAAAGCUGCUUUGUCUGGUUCUGAACCUUCAGAUUCGAUUCGGGUUGUGAAUGCACUGCUGACUCAGAUGGACAAGUUGAAGUCAUCACCAAAUGUAAUAAUUAUGACAACAUCAAACAUUACAGCUGCUAUUGAUGUUGCGUUUGUUGAUAGAGCUGACAUCAAAGCGUAUAUUGGUCCCCCAACUCUUCAAGCUCGAUAUGAAAUCUUACGUUCUUGUGUGCAGGAACUUAUGAGAGCAGGAAUACUGUCAGAUACACAGAUUGGGUCAACUAAGACCAACACUAAGUACCAAGUGGAACCAUUUCAGGAGCUGGGCAAAUUCACACUUCCAAAUUAUGCAACUGCUCAAGAAAGGCAGGUUGCCCAGGGACAGGAGAUAGCAGAACUUUGCAAAAUAUUGCUUGAAGCUGCAGAGACAUGUGAGGGAUUCAGUGGAAGGUCAUUAAGGAGGCUUCCGUUCUUGACACAUGCAUCUCUUGCGGAUGCUUAUUCUUGUGAUCUAGCCAAAUUCUUGUGUACAAUGAUAGACACAGCGAAAAAGGAGCGGUCUGAGUUACCUGAUUGAAGUUUACAGGGUAAAGUGACAGUUGUUGCAAUUCCUUAUGCCAUCUGCUGUCUGUAUUAUGGAAAGGUUUCCUGUCCUGGACAAACAUUAUGAACGAGACGGUGCACCAUCCAGUAGAGGGAUCAGCUAAUCCGCAUGGAUAAGCAUUUUCUGAUCAAGACAGCAUAAGUAUUAUGUCCCCAUUUAUCCUUUUCUGAAAUCAAAGCAGCUGCCUCUUUCUGCGGAUUGUUCUGUAGAUUUGAACAGAUUUACCUAAAAAAUCAAUCAUUAAGUUUUCUGGCAGGCGCUAUCGCUUUGGAAGGGUAAGGAGGCAUGUAGUUGGAGAAGGUGCACCUAUCCAAUUAUUCAAUCGGCUAAUCCGCAAGCCCCAGGAUGCUACCCGUGUUGUAGAGAAAAUAGCAAGCAGCCUUUCCAUUUCUUGGUUUCUCAUGUAGUCUAUUUUUUUCCUAUAACUUGUUCAUGCAAUGGUCCUUGAAUCUGAAUCUGCAUCCAGAUGUAUGCUUUAUACCUCUGAGAAGACUAGAGCAUUGAUAUAGCAUUGGGAAUCUAGUGAUGUAGAUUUUCCGAGAAAGUUAUAUUUGAG
Molecule: messenger RNA, 2101 nt
Organism: Syzygium oleosum
Lineage: Eukaryota; Viridiplantae; Streptophyta; Magnoliopsida; Myrtales; Myrtaceae
Product: pachytene checkpoint protein 2 homolog
Exons: 14
Coding region: 94-1518 (474 amino acids)
Biological process (GO): meiotic recombination checkpoint signaling; reciprocal meiotic recombination
Cellular component (GO): chromosome; nucleus
Molecular function (GO): ATP hydrolysis activity; ATP binding
Source: RefSeq, a predicted model, not a curated record